This is a messenger RNA of Penicillium brevicompactum, 1698 nucleotides long. RefSeq lists its product as uncharacterized. The coding region runs from base 1 to 1698 and encodes 565 amino acids. NCBI's taxonomy places the organism in Eukaryota, Fungi, Ascomycota, Eurotiomycetes, Eurotiales, Aspergillaceae. Gene Ontology annotation, biological process: endoplasmic reticulum to Golgi vesicle-mediated transport; endocytosis; intra-Golgi vesicle-mediated transport. The transcript has 5 exons. Gene Ontology annotation, molecular function: GTPase activator activity; metal ion binding. The record is from RefSeq and is a predicted model, not a curated record. Gene Ontology annotation, cellular component: Golgi apparatus.
AUGUCUCGACGUCCGACUCCCGGGCAAGCUGCCCAAAAUUCGCAGACCAUCAAAAGUUUGUUGAAACUUGAGCACAACAAGAUAUGUGCCGAUUGCAAACGGAACAAGCAUCCGCGAUGGGCUUCCUGGAACCUAGGUGUCUUUGUCUGUAUCCGCUGCUCGGGAAUCCAUAGGGGUAUGGGCACGCAUAUCAGCCGAGUCAAGUCCGUGGAUCUCGAUGCGUGGACCGAUGAACAACUCCAAAGUGUGAUCAAAUGGGGAAAUUCAAGAGCAAACAAGUAUUGGGAGGCGAAACUGGCCCCCGGCCAUGCCCCCUCGGAAGCAAAAAUCGAGAACUUCAUCCGGACCAAGUACGAGAGCAAGCGAUGGGUAAUGGAUGGCGAGAUCCCCGAUCCAUCCACCUUGGACGACGGCGACGACGACGUUCCUCUCGCCGUUGUACAAGAGAAAGCCAAGAUCGAACGUUCUGCUUCCCAGCGAAUCGCCGCUCCCAGCCAACCCCCGGUACACCGGCAACAAGCCUCGAUUGAUCUGUUCGGCGAUGAUAUCUCCCCUCCAGCGCGCCCCAGCACAACCGAUCCUACUCUGCGUGCGCCGCCUAGACAAGCACAGCCCGCACCUGUCAAGACUCACAAGCCAAAUGAUUCCCUUUUGGGUCUCGACUUCUUCGGCAGCACUCAACCAGCCGCUGCCAGUCGCCCGGCUAGCACCGCAUCCACGCCAGCGGCACCAACAGGAAUGUCUCGCCCAGACCUCAAACAAUCCAUUUUGUCUUUGUACUCGAAGCCGCAGCCCGCACCGCCCGCGCAGCACCAGCGGGGUAACUCGUUCGGCGACAUGGCCUCUCCCGCGCCUCCGUCGGCUUCAUCGAACAUGGGUGGUCUGACGGAUGCCUUUAGUGGACUGAGUUUCCCUUCCACGACUUCUCCUCCGCCGGCCAAGCCCGUCGAGAAGCCCUCUGCAUUCUCCAACCUCGCAUCUUUCGGCGCUGCCAAAUCCACACCUGCCGCCCCGCGAGUCACAUCGCCGUCGGGGUCUGCCAGCGGUGACCUGUUUGAAAGUUUCGCCUCUCCUACCAUGUCUGCACCUAAGCCUCAGUCCCGUACCACUUCUGUGUCCUCGGGCGGGCAAGACUUUGGAUUCGGAGGAUUUACUUCACCCACUGCUAAGCCUAACCCUCCUUCGUCGUCUCUUUCCAAUGACCUGUUCGGACUUUCCUCGCCUCCUGCCGCAUCAACAUCAACGGUCUCGCCACCCAAGUCUACUGCCACUUCACCCCAGCAAGAGAUGAAAUCCGCAUUCAACAUUUCUGCUCCGCCAAUUCAGCCCCCCGCCCCCAAGGUUCCAGCUCCCAGCGCUGCGACUGCCGCGGCAGCCAACAUGAUGUCUGGCAGCCUUGACCCGUGGGGAGGUAACGCCUGGAGUACGCCCGACCGCGCCCCUUCACCUGCCGCCCCUGCUCCCUCCACUGCAUCCAUGAUGAAGGUCCCUGAUACCCUGACUCCAAACGACAUGGGUAAUGGCUGGGGUGCCCCUAGCCCUGCUUCCAAGGCCCCAACCACAGUAGCAGCUGACGAGGACUUUGGUGGCUGGGCCAGUGCCGCCCCAGUGUCCAACCCUACUCCCUCGGUUAACACCAGCAAGCCAUCCGGUGGGUUUGGUGGCUCCGACGAUCUCUUUUCCAACGUCUGGGAGUAG